This is a messenger RNA of Papilio polytes (common Mormon), 1662 nucleotides long. It is a transcript of the gene kdn, whose product is annotated as probable citrate synthase 2, mitochondrial. The transcript has 9 exons. Bases 101 to 1459 code for a protein of 452 amino acids. Gene Ontology annotation, biological process: tricarboxylic acid cycle; carbohydrate metabolic process; citrate metabolic process. Gene Ontology annotation, cellular component: mitochondrial matrix. Lineage: Eukaryota; Metazoa; Arthropoda; Insecta; Lepidoptera; Papilionidae. The record is from RefSeq and is a predicted model, not a curated record.
AGUCCAAUAAGAGUGCAGCUUCUUGAAAGUGUAUUUUGAAACAAUAAUAAGAGAUAAUUUAUUGUAAGUUGUAACUUGAAAUAGCUACAAAUUUGGGACAAUGGUGAAAAUAUACCCGGCAGCGACUAUCCUGUUAAGGAACCUAAGCGCCGAACAAACCAAUCUGAAAAAUGUGCUGCAGGAGAAAAUUCCCAAAGAACAAGAUAAAAUCCGCGAAUUCCGCAAACAGCAUGGAUCUUCCAAAGUCGGAGAAGUUACCGUUGACAUGAUGUACGGUGGCAUGCGCGGUAUCAAGGGUCUAGUUUGGGAAACAUCUGUCCUCGACCCCGAUGAGGGUAUUAGAUUUAGAGGACUGUCUAUCCCGGAAUGCCAACAGAAGUUGCCCAAGGCUAAAGGGGGAGAAGAACCCCUGCCCGAGGGUCUGUUCUGGCUCCUAGUCACCGGAGAUAUCCCGACCGAGGCUCAAGUUAAUGCCAUCUCCAAGGAAUGGGCACGCAGAGCCGAGCUCCCAGCCCAUGUUGUUACAAUGUUGAACAAUAUGCCCAGCAAGUUGCACCCCAUGUCGCAGUUCUCAGCUGCGGUGACCGCACUGAACAGCGAGUCCACCUUCGCUAAAGCUUACUCCGAGGGUGUACAUAAAUCCAAGUAUUGGGAGUACGUAUAUGAAGACUCGAUGAAUCUGAUCGCAAAGUUGCCUGUGAUUGCCGCAACUAUUUACCGCAAUACCUACCGCGAUGGAAAAGGUAUCGGCGCUAUUGAUGAUAACAAGGAUUGGUCAGCAAACUACUGCACGAUGCUCGGCUUCGAUGAUCCACAGUUCAGCGAACUGAUGAGACUUUACCUCACUAUUCACAGUGAUCAUGAAGGUGGCAACGUAUCGGCGCACACAACGCACUUGGUGGGAUCUGCACUUAGCGACCCUUAUCUUUCCUUUGCUGCGGGACUUAACGGUCUUGCUGGACCUCUGCACGGAUUGGCUAACCAAGAAGUACUUGUUUGGUUGGAGAAACUCCGUAAGCAAGUUGGUGACAACUUUACUGAGGAACAACUUAAGGAGUUUAUCUGGAAGACGCUUAAGUCGGGACAGGUGGUGCCUGGCUAUGGGCACGCGGUGCUCAGGAAGACGGAUCCUAGAUAUACUUGCCAGCGUGAGUUUGCGUUGAAGCAUUUGCCCAACGACCCGCUGUUCAAGUUGGUAGCAGCUGUGUACAAAGUGGUGCCUCCCAUCCUCACCGAGCUCGGCAAAGUCAAGAACCCAUGGCCCAAUGUAGACUCUCACUCCGGUGUCCUCUUACAGUAUUAUGGUCUGAAGGAGAUGAAUUAUUACACCGUGAUGUUCGGUGUGUCCCGCGCCCUUGGAGUGUUAGCUCAGCUCAUCUGGUCUAGGGCUCUCGGAUUGCCCAUCGAACGACCAAAAUCCUUCAGCACUGAGCUGCUUAUGAAACAAUUCGGAAAGUAAACAACUGUUGUAUAUUUGUUUUCACAUAUCUUAUAACAAAGAUGUGAGGAAUAUAACAUCGCAACCAACUUGACUUAAUUUAGUAAAUAAUUUCAGCCAUGGAUAUUUGUUCAGUCAAAAUUACCUUUGCAUUAAUUUAAAAAGUAAAAAGUACCAUAUUAAAUUCAGUUUAAAGUCUUUAAGAUUUAAUUGCAGUUGUUUUU